GACGAAAAUGAAAAAGGUGGAGGAGAAGAUGAUGAGGGUUCAACAGGAGGAGGAAGAAAGAAGAAAGGUUGUUGAAGAAGCAGCAGCAGCAACAGAAGCAGAGGAAGAACACCUUGAAAAAGACGUAGGGAAGAAAGAGGGAAGAGCAGUGGCACGGUAGAGGAGAAUGCAAAAAUGGAGAAGAAGAUCAGUGAGUGGGUGGCAAAUUUGUCUUUGGGAGAAGACGAGGAGGCGCAGCUGUAUGUGCCACAGGAGGAGAAGGAGGCAUUUGCCAGGGCUUUGGAGAUGAUAGACGACCCCCUGGAACGUCAAGAGACAGAAGAUGAGAAGAAGUUGGAGUGGAAGUUGAACAUGAAGAGGGAGAAGAAGAAAAGGAGGGAGGAAGCUGCCCGAUUUGCCGCAGAGGUGGAGAAAGUACGAGGAUGCAUGCAAGAGUUGCAGGCACAAGCAGAGGUCCCUGCUAAGUUAGAUAAGAUUGUACAGUACCUGGAGGUGCUAAGUGAGGCGUGGUUGGAGGAACGCCAAAGCAACAGGGGUCACGAUGUGGCCCUGCAGGCCAUGCGGGCUGGUUUUAGAGAGUUUGCGCGCGACGUGGUGACCCACGUCAAGGCCGAAGUAAAAGGAUUGAAAGAGGGCGUAAGGAAGUUCUGUGAGGGCGCCAUUGAAGGCGCCAAGGUAGUAGCCACUGCCGAGAGUGAGUCUAGACCCCGCAGGGAACCAGUCAAGCUGAAGUUCCCAGAUGCCUAUGGCGGGAAGUCUGACGAAAACUUCGAUAACUGGGAGGCAAGUGUCAAUACGUAUGUUCAUUUACAGCAGAUUGCGCAGGACGAUCAGAUCCUCGUUGCCUUCCAGGCCCUCAGGGAUGAAGCAACUAGUUUCGCUAGGUCCCUCGUGCGUGCGGCCGGUUGUGAAAACAACAUGGUCGCUUACUCCAAAGUCACCCCCCUCGCUCAAUUCUUCAAGCUCUUGAGGGAGCGAUUUGCUGAUUUGCGAAGAGGCAUUAGAGCCUCUGAUAAACUCCAGACCAUCCACUCACGGCAGUGGAAGAGUGCAAAGGCACUCAAAGCUGUCAUGGACGACCUGGUGGCCAUCCCAGACUAUGGGCUUACUGAGUCCCAACUGGUCCAACUCUUUUAUCGUGCCAUGCCAGAGCCCUUACGAGGACACUUCUUCGAUAAGUCUCAAAAACCCACUAUGACGUAUGAUGCGCUGAGUAGUGGUGCUGUUCGAGGCAAAGUCCAUGUCAGUUUCCACUUUCUGGCAUAAGGACAAAGACAAGGGUAAAAAGUGGAAAGGGCGUACCAUCUCAGGCCAGGUGAGGGCCAAGGAUCACAUGGUCCUUAAAUUGGAGGAAG
Messenger RNA from Chara braunii, 1355 nucleotides. Lineage: Eukaryota; Viridiplantae; Streptophyta; Charophyceae; Charales; Characeae. The record is from the annotation of a GenBank genome assembly.